AUGGCGGACAAGCAAGAAUGCCCGAUCUGCAGACAUAACGCGAAUGAGGGCACCUUGCGCGUAAACAUACAAGUAGAGGACAUAGUAACCGCGUGGAAGACAGCGAGACCGUAUAUGCUCAAGCUCGCUAAAGACGACGCGGACGCGCAAGCAGAGGCAUCAACUGCAGGGAAGAAGCGCAAACGCGGCCCUGAGCCCAGUACCUCUCGUUCGAACUCCAAUACCACCGCGGCUGGCAAUGCGGAGGUCAAGCGCGAAACCCCUGAGGAGGACGACGACAUCGAGAUGAUAGGCUCGUUGGGCGCCAAAGCACAACCGGGCGACGAUGACCCCAUUGACUGUCCUGUCUGCUUCAAGCCCGUCAAGUUCAAGAACGUCAACUCCCACAUCGACAGCAACUGCAAACGCCUUCUCCAUACCCCUAAACCUACCAAAGCUUCUACAUCCACAUCCUCGUCCUCCAACGCCUUCUCCAAGCUGAUGCCGUCCGGAAAGUCGCGGGGGAAGCAUAAGGAGGACGACAACGCCGCUCCGCUGCCGAAGGUCUCAUACGACACGCUCAAGGACAAGAAGAUCAGGGAGCUGCUGGCGGACGAGAAGCUGCCGACUACGGGAGACCGGGCAACAUGUGUGGAGAGGCAUAAGAAGUGGGUCAUGAUAUACAAUGGGAAUCUCGACCGGUCGGCGUCGAAUCGAAAAUCGCGUGCGCAACUGCAGAAGGAGUUGAAGAACUGGGAGGAGACCAUCAAGCCGAAGAGCUCGAAGAAGCCUGCGGUCGAGAAUGCGGAGGCUUAUGUCCGAAAUCACAACGACGAUUUCAGGCGCUUGGUCGAGCAAGCGCGUGCGAGUCGCCCGAAGAAGGACCGGGACAGCGCGCAAGACUCACAAGUUGAUGCUGUUCAGGAUGCUAGGCAAGACGAAUUCACGCCCUCCUCGACCGAGCCGACGCCACCGAUGUCGUCUUCGCCCAACAAAGACAUGACCAUCAUCGACUUGAACUCGUCACAGGAUUCUGCCGAGGUCGUUGCAUAG
Molecule: messenger RNA, 1032 nt
Organism: Schizophyllum commune H4-8
Lineage: Eukaryota; Fungi; Basidiomycota; Agaricomycetes; Agaricales; Schizophyllaceae
Exons: 5
Coding region: 1-1032 (343 amino acids)
Biological process (GO): DNA damage tolerance; protein monoubiquitination
Cellular component (GO): Rad6-Rad18 complex; nucleus
Molecular function (GO): ubiquitin protein ligase activity; single-stranded DNA binding
Source: RefSeq, a predicted model, not a curated record